CUGCAAAGAGCAGCAAAUUCACUUUGCAAGAUGAACACAACCAUCAGCAGAUCGUGGAAUAUGGCGACAUCCAGCCCUGCUUCAUCUAUUUUCAUGAAGGGAAAUCCCUCCAGCUUUCCAAACACUGAAGAUUAUGACUACAUUGACUACAAUAACUUGGACAUGACCCUCUUUAAGCCCUGUAUCUUUGAGAACCGUAAAGCCUACUUCCUCCCCAUCCUCUUCACUUUGUUCUUUGUGCUUGGCAUUCUGGGAAACUCCUUGGUCCUUUGGGUGAUUGCGUGUGGUGUGCGUCUUCGGAGCAUGACUGAUGUGUGUCUCCUAAACCUGGCUGUGGCCGAUCUCCUCCUGGUUUGCACCCUGCCCUUCCUGGCACACCAAGCCUGGGACCAAUGGAGAUUUGGAGAUAUAAUGUGCAAACUGGUCCUUGGAGUAUAUCACAUUGUAUUAUAUUGUGGCAUUUUCUUCAUUUGCCUUAUGAGCAUUGACCGAUACCUGGCUAUUGUGCAUGCCGUUUACGCAAUGAGGGCAAGAACGCGCUCCUUCGGGAUGAUUGCAGCUGGGGUCAUAUGGAUUGCAGGGUUUUGUGCAUCCUUUCCUGAUGUUAUCUUUCUUCAACAACAAUUUGUGACCAAUACAACAAUGAUGUGCUUCCCUUUUUACCCUAAACAAGACCAAGAUGAGAAACACUUCUGGAGAGUGUUUAGUUUUUUCAAAAUGAAUGUUUUAGGGUUAUUUGUGCCAUUGCUAAUCCUGGGAUUCUGUUAUUCACAAAUCCUGUGGAGGUUAAUGUCAAGUCGGACCUCAAAGAAACAGGCAAUCCGUUUGGUUCUCAUUGUAGUGGCUGUGUUCUUUUGUUGCUGGGUCCCCUAUAAUGUUGUGGUCUUCUUGAAAGCACUGGAGUUGCUGGAUAUUAAUGUAAAAUGUGCCAGCAGUCAAGCCAUUGCUCUUGCUUUACCAAUUACAGAGGCAAUGUCCUAUUCUCACAGCUGUCUCAAUCCCAUUUUGUAUGUCUUUGUGGGAGAAAAGUUUAGGAGACAUUUGAGGAGGUUAAUCAACAAAACGCCUUGUAGUCUGUGUACAUUUAUCAAGUUCGUUCUACCCCAGGAGAGAGCCAGCGGGUCGGUGUACUCUCAAACCAGCAGCUUGGAUGAGAAGAGCACUGCUGUGUAGAGGAUGUGGUUGCGGUUUAUGUUGGUGAGAAAAUGUAGGGUAGAUGUUGAAUAUUGUGUGCACAAAUGUAAAUACAAUAGAUAAACCAAACAGGUGUAUAAUAGCAGUUCAGUUAUCACGCACACAAUGUUCAAUUUUAUAUUAAAAACAUUUAACAGUGUGUGACAAAGUAGGCAAGGCAAAACAAGUUUAUUUGUAUAGCACAAUUCAUGCAUGACAAAAUUCAAAGUGCUUUACAGAAUAAGAAAGACAUUAAAAUCCCAAUACAACAAAUCAAAACAUAAAUAACCACAAAAGUAAUUAUCAUAAAAUGAACAGAGGAGAGGAGUAAAGUUAAUUAACAUUAGGAAGGAGAAGAGUGCAGAAUAAAAACCUUUCAGUCAGUCAAGUAGGUUCUAUGGUCACUUUAUUCUAUUAUUUGCCAAAUACAACU
Periophthalmus magnuspinnatus is the source of this 1606-nucleotide messenger RNA. It is a transcript of the gene ccr8.2, whose product is annotated as cabz01093075.1. Gene Ontology annotation, molecular function: chemokine receptor activity. NCBI's taxonomy places the organism in Eukaryota, Metazoa, Chordata, Actinopteri, Gobiiformes, Gobiidae. The coding region runs from base 31 to 1173 and encodes 380 amino acids. Gene Ontology annotation, biological process: immune response; chemotaxis; G protein-coupled receptor signaling pathway. The record is from RefSeq and is a predicted model, not a curated record. Gene Ontology annotation, cellular component: membrane. The transcript is spliced from 3 exons.